Messenger RNA from Phragmites australis (common reed), 2135 nucleotides. RefSeq names its product laccase-15-like. The record is from RefSeq and is a predicted model, not a curated record. Lineage: Eukaryota; Viridiplantae; Streptophyta; Magnoliopsida; Poales; Poaceae. The transcript is spliced from 6 exons. Gene Ontology annotation, cellular component: apoplast. The coding region runs from base 68 to 1924 and encodes 618 amino acids. Gene Ontology annotation, biological process: lignin catabolic process. Gene Ontology annotation, molecular function: hydroquinone:oxygen oxidoreductase activity; copper ion binding.
UUGGUGAGUAAGGCAGCCACGAUGAGGACACUUACCUAAUAUAUAGUACUACAUAGAAGAAAGUACAAUGCAGAGAAACCAGACAAAGUCGCAAACUAUGUGGAGCCGGAGCCUCCCCGGUGUAGCCGCUGCCGUCGUCUUCUUCCUCUCCACCAUGGCCCUACCGGCGGCUGCGGCCGUCGUCGAGCACACAUUCGUUGUGAGCCAGAUGAAUAUGACACACAUGUGCAAGGAGAUGCUGGUCACCGUGGUGAACGGGCAGCUCCCGGGGCCGACGAUCGAGGUCACAGAGGGAGACUCGGUGGCCGUUCAUGUCGUCAACAAGUCGCCCUACAACAUAACAAUCCAUUGGCAUGGAGUGAAGCAGCGGCGGAACUGUUGGGCUGACGGGGUGCCGAUGAUUACCCAACGCCCCAUCCUUCCGAACCACAACUUCACCUACCGGUUCAACAUCACCGGGCAAGAAGGAACCCUGUGGUGGCAUGCUCAUGUCUCGUACCUCCGGGGAACCUUGCAUGGCGCCUUCAUCAUCCGGCCGAGACAUGGGUCCAGCCCGUACCCUUUUCCUAAGCCUCACAGGGAGAUCCCCAUCAUUAUAGGGGAGUGGUGGGCUAUGGACCUUACAAAGGCGGAGAGGGACUUGACGUACUAUUUGGCUGAUGAUGACCCCAGUGCAUCCACAAUCAACGGCAAGCUUGGAGAUCUCUACAACUGCUCCGGGGUCGCGGAAGAUGGCUACGUGCUGGACGUGGAGCCCGGCAAGACCUACCUGCUCCGAGUAAUCAACGCUGCGCUCUUCUCCGAGUACUACCUCAAGAUCGCCGGGCACAAGUUCACGGUGGUCGCCGCCGACGCCAACUAUGUCAGCCCCUACACCACGGAUGUCAUCGCCAUCGCGCCCGGUGAGACGCUGGAUGCCUUGGUGGUCGCCGAUGUGGCCCCCGGCAGGUACUAUAUGGUCGCCUCGCCCAACCAGGCGCCGAAGCCCGACCCCCAGCACCCAGUGUUCGUCACGAGGGCCACAGUGCAGUACAACAACAAGCACAACCACAGCAAUAACGGUGAUGUUCCAGUGGCACCUGAGAUGCCUUAUCAGCACGACACGAUGACAUCGUUCUACUUCCACAGCAACCUGACCGGCCUGCGCCACUCGCAACGCCCGCCGGUGCCGGCGCAGGUCGACGAGCGCCUGUUCAUCACGCUCGGCCUUGGCUCUGUGUGCCGGAAAGGCGACUCCUGCGUGAGGGGGGACAGCAACGACAGCAUCACUGUGGCGACAAUGAACAACGUCUCCUUCCAGCUCCCCGCGGCGACAACACCGCUGCUAGAAGCGCACUACUACAACACCAGCAGCAUGGACGACAUGCUUCAGGAGCUCCCUGGCAGGCCGCCAAUGGCGUUCAACUUCACCGACCGCGCCUUGAUCCCGACGGGACCCAAGGAGCUGCGGCUAGAGCCGACGUCCAAGGCAACGGUCGCGCGACGAUUCCGGCACGGCGCGGUGGUUGAGGUGGUGUUCCAAAGCACGGCGCUGUGGCAGAGCGACUCCAACCCGAUGCACAUGCAUGGGCACGACAUGUUCGUGCUAGCAAGGGGGCUCGGCAACUACGACGCGGCGAGGGACGUCGACAGGUACAACCUGGUGGAUCCGCCGUUGAAGAACACCGUCCUCACCCCGAGGGUCGGCUGGGUCGCCGUCCGAUUUGUCGCGGACAAUCCAGGGGUAUGGUUCGUACAUUGCCACUUCGAUUUUCACUUGACAAUGGGCAUGGCGGCAGUGUUUAUAGUAGAGGAUGGGCCAACACAAGACACGUCCCUCCCUCCACCACCUACAGAUUAUUUGACAUGUGGCCAUAAUCUCGUGCCAGAUGAAUUCUAUCUCCGGUCUACGAAAACUGAAGUGCCAGAUAAAAGUGGAGUCUAAAUGAUGACUCCGACCACUACCUUUUUAUAGAAUAAACAAAGUAAAUUUGCAAAUAUGAACGUGUAUGAUGAAGUAGAGUUAAUAUGCCCGUAUGUAGCUGGUCUAAAUAUUCAUUAGUAUGUUGCCCGCUUUUGCAAGUGCCUUUUAUCAAGAUUGUAUUUGUGCGACAUUCACCAGGCUUUUGUAAUAUUUCACACGCUAGUUUAAUGGU